Molecule: messenger RNA, 459 nt
Organism: Plasmodium relictum
Lineage: Eukaryota; Apicomplexa; Aconoidasida; Haemosporida; Plasmodiidae
Product: conserved Plasmodium protein, unknown function
Exons: 1
Coding region: 1-459 (152 amino acids)
Source: RefSeq, a predicted model, not a curated record
AUGGGAAUACAUAUAUUUAGUAAAAAAGAGAAGAAUUGCAAAUACGUAAGUUAUGAAUGUGAACAUAUAUUAUUUCUCUCUUCUUUUCAAUUAUUUUUUGCAUUUAUGUUUUGUGUAUAUUGUGAAUUGUAUUAUUUGUCUAUAUUAAAUUUUUCUUUACUUACAACUUCUCUUUUACAUUGGAGAAAACCAGAAUUAGGAAUGAAAAGGAAACUUGACAUAGUAGUGACGAUAUUGAGUAUUAUUGUUCAUUUGAUUUAUUCAUUUUAUAUAAAUUCUCUUUGUGUAUUUAUUUGUUUUUUUUCUUCUAUACUAGUAGCGACAUCUUAUUUUACUGGAAAAAAAUAUAGUUAUAAUUCUUACAGUACUAUAUGUCAUUUAUUUAUACAUACAAUUGGAAACUUUACAGCUAUAACUAUUUAUUAUUAUGCAAAAAAAAAAAGUAUUAAUUCAUCAUAA